This is a messenger RNA of Oryctolagus cuniculus (rabbit), 1931 nucleotides long. The record is from RefSeq and is a predicted model, not a curated record. Lineage: Eukaryota; Metazoa; Chordata; Mammalia; Lagomorpha; Leporidae.
AUGGCGACGGCCGCGGCGGGCGCGGGCGAACUACAAGUCCCAGCAGCUCCCGCUGCGGCCCUCGGCCGGCCCCUCUCGCUCCCCGGGAGCGCCUGGAGGAGGCCAGGAUGGAGAAGGGGGCGGAGCCGUGGAGAUGGGCACUGGAGACCCCUGGUGCUGGCGCCCGUGACUUGCAUCCAGAACCUGCCCCGGAAGCAGCGGGCACUUCCACGCCUGGGAUGCGGCGGCGCUCGGUCCUGGUCAGGAACCCAGGCCACAGGGGCCUGAGGCGAGUCCGUGAAGAGCUGGAUUCUGACACCGAAGACCCGGGCCCCCACCGGCAAGAUCUGGACCCAGUUUCUGCAGAGCCAGGGCCUGAUGCUGACGACCUCAACACUGUCUCCGGAGCCCUGGAGCCCACCACCGAGGGCCUGGACCCGGAUAUCCAAGCUCCAGGCUCCACGCUGGGGGACCGUGACUCGGGUCCCCAAGAUCUCGACCCCAUGUCUUCAAGUUUCGACCUGGAUCCGGAUGUCAUUGGCCCUGUCCCCCUCGUCCUCGACCCUGACCAUGACACCCUCAGCCCCGACGCGUCCGAUGUGGACCCCCUGGCUUCCAGCCUCUCCGACAGCCCCCAGGUCCUGGCCACCAGCCCCGCCGUGCUCCCCGCCCCCGCCAGCCCGCCCCGGCCCUUCUCCUGCCCCGACUGCGGGCGAGCCUUCCGCCGCAGCUCGGGGCUGAGCCAGCACCGCCGCACCCAUAGCGGGGAGAAGCCGUACCGCUGCCCCGACUGCGGCAAGUCUUUCAGCCACGGCGCCACGCUGGCGCAGCAUCGCGGUAUCCACACCGGCGCGCGGCCGUACCAGUGCGCGGCCUGCGGCAAAGCCUUCGGCUGGCGCUCCACGCUGCUGAAGCACCGCAGCAGCCACAGCGGGGAGAAGCCGCACCACUGCCCUGUGUGCGGCAAGGCCUUCGGCCACGGCUCGCUGCUGGCGCAGCACCUGCGCACGCACGGCGGCCCGCGGCCCCACAAGUGCCCUGUUUGCGCCAAGGGCUUCGGGCAGGGCUCGGCGUUGCUGAAGCACCUGCGCACGCACACGGGCGAGCGCCCCUACCCGUGCCCGCAGUGCGGCAAGGCGUUCGGCCAGAGCUCGGCGCUGCUGCAGCACCAGCGCACGCACACGGCCGAGCGCCCCUACCGCUGCCCGCACUGCGGCAAGGCGUUCGGCCAGAGCUCCAACCUGCAGCACCACCUGCGCAUCCACACGGGCGAGCGGCCCUACGCCUGCCCGCACUGCUCCAAGGCCUUUGGGCAGAGCUCGGCGCUGCUGCAGCACCUCCACGUGCACUCCGGCGAGCGCCCCUACCGCUGCCAGCUCUGUGGCAAGGCGUUCGGCCAAGCCUCCAGCCUCACCAAGCACAAGCGGGUGCACGAAGGCGCUGCUGCAGCUGCCGCCGCCGCCGCUGCCGCUGCUGCCGCAGGCCUGAACCUGGGGCCUGGCCUGAGCCGGGCGUCCGGGACCAGGCCGGGGCAGGUCUCCCUCCUGGGUCCCGAAGCCGUCUCUGUGCUCAGCUCCAGCCUGGGUUCCAGCUCCAGCCUUGACCCUGAUCUGGGCGCUGACCACAACCCCAGCUCGGAAGCCCUCCCUGGCUCCAGAUCCACUCCCAGCCCUGAGCCUGUGGAAUUGUCUGACCCCAAGCCUGGCCCAGAUGCUGAGCCUGACCUGGUGCCCAGCCCUGACCCUAAAUCUGAUCCUGGUCCUGUGCCCAGCCCUGACCCCUGCUCUCCCACCCAUGACACUGUCAGCCCAGCCCUCCCUUCUGGCGAGAGUCCUGAGUGGGUACAGGAGCAAGGGGCACUGCUGGGGCCUGAUGGCUGAGGGGGGCGCCAGCAUCCGCCGGGGGCCUGGGGAGGUCAUGUGUUGUGCAGUUAGUAAAACCCUCCCACCGCC